UAGGUAAAAAAUAAGAGCCAAAAAGUUUUUUAUGGAAGGUUUGUUCCCAAUUUUUCAUGGAAAAGUUACAAAAACCUCUCUAAAUCAAGUAAUGAAAAUUGUGUUGACUUGCUGUUUCCCUUUUCCUUUGUUUAAUUUUCUAUCUUAUGCACAAAAAGCACUUUGUCAGGUUUAGGCUCAUUUUAGCUCGAAAUACCUGCUUUGGUCUCCACAAACACGGCUGGAGUUGUCCUGACUUCAACACACAGCACGCUGAGCUGCCCUGGUCAGAAAAUACCCAGUGGUUCCACAUUUAGAAAUGUUAACACUCAGUCUUGAACUGCGGUCACUGGCUUGGCAGCCUUCUCCCUUCUGUAACUCCACCCCAGCACCUCCCAGUUUCAAGAGCUUACAUCACCCUGACACUGAAUAUGAAACCUGUGACAUCUCAACACUGAGACAAAUUCACCACACUGACAGCACUCUGCGCCUGACCUCAGCUGUCUCAUCAUUACAAUGAUCCCCACCAUGACUGUGAGGAUGACACUUGUGUUGCUCUUGCUGUGUUUAGGAUUUGUUCACUUCACCUUUCCAUCAACCCGUCUACGACAUUUUAGUUUUGCUGAAGAUAAAGAAAAAUGGGGUGAUUCAUUGACAAGAUGUAAGCAGAAAAAUGAAUCAGCUGUAACUCUGUAUGAUGACGAGGACGCCAAGUUCACAGCCAAUUUUACAUAUACGGAAACUGUUUGGCUUGGUCUGCGUAAGGUGCGAAAUAUCACUUGGUCAAACGGUAGACCUUUCACAUUCAAUAAAUCAUCUGUGGAUGUGACAAACGGGACGCAAAGGUGUCAAGCUAUUGAGAGAAAUACAUGGAAAGAUUAUAACUGUUCAAGGCUGGAAUAUUUCAUGUGUGAGCUGUUUUGGGGUCCCAACAUUACUAAUUACACCCUGGUUGGAAUCAAGAAGACCUGGUGUCAGGCCCGGGAACACUGCAGAAAUCUCCACGGUGAUUUGGUCAGCAUCAGUAAUGAUGUACAAAAUAACCAAGUGAUUGAAAAGGGAAAUAACGGAAGCUUUUGGAUUGGACUCAUGCACGAUGAAUGGGAGUGGGAAGACAAAGGCUGCUCUUCAUUCAGAAAAUGGACUGAGGAACAGCCUGGCAACUGCACAGUACAUCCUACUUACAAGCUAGCUCCAGAAAUGCAAAGAUUUGAUUGUAUGUCAAAUGCAAACCUCUUUUGUUCCAGAGGUCAUGUGAGAAUCAAAGUCAUUAAAAUAGAAUCUACUUGGGAACAGGCCUUUGACUACUGCAAGGCCAAACACACACGCCUGCUGUGGAUUGAGAACGUCGAAGAUCAGAAUGCUGUUGUACAGUGGCUGAAUCACACCCAGGCAGACGGUCCACUCUGGAUCGGUCUGAGGCAGAGUCGUGUCUUCGGAUUCUGGAUUUGGACAAGCGACAGGGUGGUGGGCUACAGCAACUGGAAGGAUAACACACAGCCCGAGCUGCCCUUGUCCAACCACUGUGGCGUCAUCAAGAAAAGUGACAACUACACUUGGAGCGAUGAGAACUGUUUGGUUCCGCUGCAUUUUCUUUGUGAGGAGGAGAUUUACUUCAUGGAUGACUAGUUUGUAGUUACAAAGCUUUUUUAGUGAUAGAUUAGGUUUUGGUGGAAUAUCUAUGCAAGGUCGGUGCCUGAUCACAGAGAUGAGUCAGCCACAUAACCAAAGAUUUGAAUUUACUGCUCUGAUUCCUAAUUGACUUUCUUUGCUAACAAUACAGUGGCUCUAAUGAAGUGUUUAUAUGUUGUUUUAUUGAAUUAUAUUAUGUAAUUUUUAUAUUCUGUUUUUUUUUUUUUAAUUAUAAGUCCAGAAAUGCAUAUUAUUCAAUGUUGAAAUGAAAGUGUAAACAUGUAAUAAUAUGUUAGAAAUGAAGUCACUUAUCUGGUGGUGACAUGUUGUAAUGGCUCUCUUUCUCCUGUUGAUGUUUUGUGGGUGACAUAACUCUCAUUCCCCAUGUGCCACUCAAAUCAAUCCAAUCAAUCCAUUUGAGCUCAUGUUUGUAUAUUUGUUUCUAUGACGUCCCACUUGGGGGCCACGUCCCACUUUGUGAUAAUUCAACUUAUCCUGCUUUUCUAUUUACACAUAUAACGUUUAAGUUUUUCAUGUAUCACUGUAGAGUGAUUCUGUGUUUGUUUGCAUUUACAGUGAAUAAAUCAAUAAUUAUGA
Acanthopagrus latus (yellowfin seabream) is the source of this 2208-nucleotide messenger RNA. Its product is annotated as secretory phospholipase A2 receptor-like. Bases 496 to 1608 code for a protein of 370 amino acids. Lineage: Eukaryota; Metazoa; Chordata; Actinopteri; Spariformes; Sparidae. The record is from RefSeq and is a predicted model, not a curated record. The transcript is spliced from 6 exons.